AUGACCAAUAUGACUUUCACAAAGACGAUUGGGACACCCGUCUAUAUGUCACCUGAGGUCUUAUCACAAGAAAAUUACCAGCAACCCGCAGAUAUAUAUUCCUUUGCCAUCACAAUGUAUGAAACAGUGACUUGGGAGAAGUCUUACCCACAAAAGGAAUUUCCAUUCCCUUGGGUUAUUGCUCAAUUCGUGACAUCAGGAAAAAGACUGCCACAUGUAAGUAAAAUACCACAAACGUAUUUUGAAGUGAUACAAAUGGGGUGGGAACAAGACAAACACACGAGAAUACAAAUUGAGAAGUUAGUGAGUCUUAUGGAACAUUUGUAA
Messenger RNA from Entamoeba invadens IP1, 327 nucleotides. Its product is annotated as protein serine/threonine kinase, putative. Gene Ontology annotation, molecular function: protein kinase activity; ATP binding. The transcript has a single exon. The record is from RefSeq and is a predicted model, not a curated record. The coding region runs from base 1 to 327 and encodes 108 amino acids. Lineage: Eukaryota; Evosea; Mastigamoebida; Endamoebidae. Gene Ontology annotation, biological process: protein phosphorylation.